Molecule: messenger RNA, 521 nt
Organism: Penaeus monodon (black tiger shrimp)
Lineage: Eukaryota; Metazoa; Arthropoda; Malacostraca; Decapoda; Penaeidae
Exons: 4
Coding region: 1-354 (117 amino acids)
Source: RefSeq, a predicted model, not a curated record
AUGUGUUUGUGCGUGAGCCCCCCCUGCGCCGACGCCGCCGCCAUCUUCCCCUGCCGAUGCUCCAACACCUCGGCGGGAAUCGUGACGCUGAGCUGUGACGGCGUGACGGAGGCGAGCGUGGCGGCGAGGGCACUGCAGGCUGAGGGCUACGGUGCCAAUCCCCUGGGGGCAUUUCACCUGCGCUACGGCACCGUCACCGCCAUCGCCGCGGACUUCUUCGGAGAGAGGUCCUUCGAGGAGGUCCUUUUGCACCACAACCGCCUCGAGGCCGUGGAGGCGGGUUCCGUCGAGGCCAUGAAGGAGGACUUGGUUACGCUCGACCUUAACAGCAACCGACUCACGCAACCGCUUUAACGCAGCUGGUGGGCUUCAACAAACUGACUUCCUUCGGCCAGUCAGGCAACCUCCUGACGGAUCUGACGGCCAUGGCUGAGCUGACGGCGACCUUCCCGAGUCUGAAAAACCUCGAGCUGGCGGGAAACCUCAUCGGAAACCUCCCGGCGCAGGUUUCAUUUUCGCGG